CUUGAGCAACACCGUGACGGCAAUGAGAUCAUCUUGACGUGUCCAAGCAGAACUGCAUCGGAAUCAGCUACAGAAAAGGCAAGAGGAUGUGCGGCAUUCUACUGAUGCUGUUGCAUCAUUGGGUGAUCAUCAUGCUUCACUCAUGGGCAGCACUGGCAGCAGCAUUCACCCACACGGCGCCAACAGUCUUUCGGCAUCCAUCUCGCUCAUGGCGUUCGCGUCAUCACCACUCGGUGGCUCUCCUUGGCGAUAAGAUGUUGGCAGCAUUCUCGCACAAGAACGGCCUCAAUCAGCGUGCGGCAGCAAUGGGAAGCGAGGUGGACAGCGACUCUCAUCGGGAAGGUGGGAUGACUAUUGAUGGCUCUGGUGGCUUUGGGCUCUCCCUGGACAAGGCCGAGAAGGUGAGCGACGAAGAGAUCGAUGGCAUUGUGAAGGCCAUGUCGGAGAGCAAAGGAGGAGAUCUCGAAGGCGAAAAGUACCAGUGCAGUACGGCAGACGAGGACCCGAUUGUGAAGGCGCUAAAGGGCAUUCUGGGAUGCGAGCAGGUGACCUCAUUCGAGCUACUUGAUAGCAGGUGGGUGGGUGGUUUGAGAGAACAAUAUAUAUGUGCACAUGAUUUAUGGCUGGUUGCCUAUGUGGUUGCCUAUUUCCCGUGUGUUGAUGUCAUGUCCGUCCGUCCGUCGGUCGUCAGAUGGAAUGGCAACGAGGCGGUCAAGUACAUGACUGACAAAGGCCCCUUCUUCGUCAAGAUGAACAGAGUCGAGCACCUGUCCGUCUUCAUGCAGGAGGCUGUCAGCCUCACGGCCAUCGCAAAGACCAACACCCUUCGUGUGCCCAAGCCGCUUCAUGUGGGAGUGCUCCCAAAGGUACUUACUGCAAAGUCUUCGUGUGAGUGAAAGACAGUGAGUGCCCUGCAUUGACUGUCGUCUGUCUGUCAGGUCGGCUCGUUCGGCCCUGGCUCAUUCAUGGUAUUGGAUUAUCUGCCCUUGAUUCCGUUCGGUUCCCUGCAAGCGGAAAAUCAGAAAGCUCUCGGGCGGCAGCUAGCAGACCUGCACCUGGACGACUCUCACGAUGCUGUUCAUGCCGGGCGGUUCGGGUUUGUCGUCAACAGCUUCUUGUCGCUCACUCCCCUCAACAACACUUGGACGGACGACUGGUGCGAUUUCCUGGCUCGGAGGCUGGGCGAUCAGCUGCAUGUACAGAGCACCUCCAUCCGUCACAGAGCAUACAGACAUGUGAAUGGCAAUUUACCAUAUGGACCUCUUGUCCGUGUAUGGUGUACUGUGCUGUGACAGGGUCUGUACGUGGACAAGGCCUACGGUCGAGCCCCACUGGACAAGGCCGGCGCCCAACCCAUGAUUGAGAAAGGCGAAAGAGUCAUCGCCGCUUUGCCUCGCUUCUUCGCCGACCUUGACAGCGUGGCGCACGGGGGUUUACGGCCGUCACUGCUGCACGGCGACUUGUGGAUCGGCAACACUGGCGCCACUGGUGAGGGACAGCCGACCGCCUUUGAUCCUGCGAGCUUCUUCGGGCAUCACGAGUUCGAUCUUGCGCUGGCUUACAUGUUCGGAGGCUUUCGUGACGAGUUCUACCAAGAGUAUCAUCGCGCCAUUCCGCGGGCACCGUUGUUCGAAUCGAGGCAGCUGAUAUACCAGCUGUACCAGUACCUGAAUCAGCUGAACCUGUUUGGCGAUCCGCGUGUCAAGGGCAAGUGCGAGGAGCUGAUGGACCACAUCCUAUCGAUCAAGGACCCAGCGUCGCCAUUCGGCGGCAAGAGCAGCCCAAUGGCAUUAGGAGAAAGGGUUGCUACGAGAAGACACUGACGAGACACCAAGAGCCCACCUUUGCACCACUACCCCUCUCAGCACUGUCCCUGUGGUUCGAUUUGCCUACUGGCAAGGCAAGGAUGCACACACACUAGGGCUCUGCAUAUCUGCCUGUCUGCAAAUGGCAUGCAGACAGGACUGCGGGAGGGUAAAUUAUGGAAGUAUGGAUGGAUGUCUCUCGUGUCUCUUCUGGUGUUGGGAUGGGUGGAGUGUGCGUAGACUUUGAUUGACGGAGAAACGAACGUGGACGGACUCGUGUGUGCACGGUGCGUGUGGCCGAUGUGCGCUUGUGUGCAUGUGCUGCCGACGCCAUUCUGAACUCCCCCGUGUGUGUGUGUGCGUGUGUGUGUGUUGGAUGCAAUCACUUGAUGGCGA
Molecule: messenger RNA, 2201 nt
Organism: Vitrella brassicaformis
Lineage: Eukaryota; Vitrellaceae
Source: the annotation of a GenBank genome assembly